Molecule: messenger RNA, 7725 nt
Organism: Xyrichtys novacula (pearly razorfish)
Lineage: Eukaryota; Metazoa; Chordata; Actinopteri; Labriformes; Labridae
Source: the annotation of a GenBank genome assembly
ACAGACACGGCGUACUCCCGCGUGGUGGCGACAGAAGCUAACUCUCAGGUGAGGUGAGUUUCCGACAAAAACAAACUAAUGUUUGAUUUUUUGUCAUAUUUGGGGAAUUUAAACCCUUGAAUCCUUCAUUUAGUUUGACUGUAGGCCCUUAACUUGAUUUGUAUGGCGUUGUGUUGUCCUUGUUUUACAAAUAAUCAACUAAAAGAGUUUAAUUUGGAUUUAAACAGCGUUUCCCACCGAUUUAGUGAAUUGUUUCGGCCAUCUUAGAUCAAAGUAUUAGCUUAACUAUUAGUUUAUCUAAACCACAGGUGUCAAAUUCAAGGCCCGAGGGGCAAAUCUGGCCCGUAGAACAAUUAUAUGUGGCCCACAAGAUCAUAUCAUAUUUGUAUUGGCCCACCAGUAUGAAGUCUGCAGAUUUCCGCCAAUAUAAUAAUGUAAACUUUAGCACUAUUAUUUAAAAUGUCCUUAAUAAACCACUAAAAUCUGGGAAAUUGAAGAGUAAGGAAGAUUUGAUAAAUAGUCAAGAAUAUGGGGGGGAAAUUGUGUUUUUUCCAUAUUUCCAAUUUUGCAUCUCAGGAUUACAAGUGAAAUAUGAUUUGACUUUUUAUUUUGUGCUUUGAUUUUUUUCAACUCAGUAUUUAGAUUUAUGUCAUUUUAAUCAUUUAGAUUCCAAUUUUAAAUUUUAAGUCGUAUUUUGACUUUAAACUCUUGAUUUCAACUUUCUCCUCAUGUCUACGCUCUUUAAAAGGAUUUUUUUCUAUUUUUACUACUGUGUUCUGAUCUUUUGAACUCAUCUAUUGAUUGCCUUUACAUUUAUCUUAUUUACUUUAUGAAUUUCCAAGUGCUUUAUAAUCAUUGCUGAUUUUGUUAUUGAAAAGGAGGCUGACAGUUUGGGUUAAAUGUUGACCCUGUUUGGCCCUCAGGUUAGAUUUAAACCCAGAUUAUGACCCUUGCUGUGGUUGAGUUUGACACCUCUGAUCUAAACAGAUGGGUCAAUGACGUGACGCCUAAAUAUUCUGUCCGGCUGUACUUUUUUAAAAUGGAAAAGGUUUAAAUGCACAAAAAUAUACUUUCUAUAUGUAGUAUCUCUCUCAUAUAUGUAGUCACUUCAACUUUUAAAAAAUCAGGUCUUAUUUGUAAUUUUUCUGAACUUCAAAAGUGUCAAAAUAUCAUGUGGUGCGACCAAUAAUAACAUUAAUUGUAUUAAAGACAAACUAAAAUAUCUAAUUUCUCUAACUGAAACAUUAAUACCUGAUACAAUAUACUUAAGUGACAGGUAGUUUUAAAACAUUUUUUUUAUCAUUAUUAUUCAAUUUAAAGAAAAAAUUAGCCAGUUAACUACAUUUAAUUUAGUGACUGUGACAUUAUAGAGCUAAAAUGUGAGAUCAUUAUUUACAAAAACUCAAAUGAAAUGCGAACACUUUGUUUCCAUCUACUUGAUAUUACCGACAAUUUGUAAAAAACUAUUAAGUAUGUUAAAAAAAUGUAAUAAUUUUGAGAUAAAUUAUGGUCACACCACAUGAUAUUUUUUAAGGCUACGGGCAAUUCAUCUAUAUGAAAAAGCACUAAAAAUGCAUAAUUUAAAAAUUUAACAUUAAUUUUUGUAUAAACAACAUCCUUAGUAUUUGAACUUUUGCAAAAUAUAUCCUUAUUUUUGCUGUUUUAAAAUUGGCAUGUUUAAAAACCUUAUAUGUCAUUGACCCAGAUAUCAACCUUUAAAGUACCAGAGGGUUUGUUGUUUUACUUCAGAUAGUUGCAGACAUUGACUUUGUGACUGGGAUUGUGCAAGAGUUUGGAUUCAGGGUUCAAGAUUUUCUUGUCUUAACAAGCAUGACAUUGAUUUUUUUUUUUUUUGAGGGGGAAAAAUUCCCAAGCUGAAAUUUUUCAGCAGACACAAGCUCAUGAAUUCUUUAUUUACAACUAUAAAACACGAAGCAGCAAAUUCUAAUUUUCGAUGCAAUGCAAAAGAAUAUGCCAGAAUUAACUUGUUUUGAAACCUUCAUAAAGAUAUUCAGUCAAUCAAUCAAUCAAAGUUUUUUUUUAUAUGGCACUAAUAAUACAAAUGAAAUAGCAGCUCAAAGUGCUUUACAUCAGGACAAGAAAAAUAAAAGUUAUUAAACUUUUAUAGACUAAAACAGACAAUAAAAUAUCUUUUUGUUCUGCUCUGUGGAACAACUAAAAGAGAAGAUUGAGAGGAUCUGAGAGGCCACCCUGGUCCAUAAAUUACAAUCAUCUUUGAAAGGUAUUCUGGUGCCAGGCCAUGUAGAGCUUUAUAAACCAGUAAAAGAAUUUUAAAAUCAAUGUGAAAAAUAACAGGCAGCCAGUGCGAAGACUUUAAAAUGGGUGUAAUAUGAGCUCUCCCGCUGGUCCUAGUCAAACUCUAGCAGCAGAGUUUUGGAUCAGCUGUAGCUGGUUUAUUGUGCUUUUUGGUGGACCAGAGAGGAGAGCAUUACAGUAGUCAAGCCUGCUGGUUAUAAGAGCGUGCAUUAGUCUCUCUGUCUGCCUCAGAGAGAGAAACGGUCGUACUUUAGCAAUGUUUUUAAGAUGGUAAAAGGCUGCUUUAGUGACCCCCCUAGCAUGAGUUUUAAAAUUAAAAUCAGCAUCAAAGACCACCCAGAGAUUUCGUGCUUCUUGGCUGGGGUUAAGUCCUAUUUUGUGGAGUUUGGGGGUCAGUUUCUCUCUCUGAGCCUUUGAACCAAGUAUUAAAACCUCAGUUUUGUCCUGGUUGAGCUGCAAAAAAUUCUGUGACAUCCAGGCUGUUACAUCUUAAAGGCAAUUUAAAAGUGACUCCAACUGGCUGUUGUCAUCUGGAGACACAGACACAUAGAGCUGAGUGUCAUCUGCAUAAAUGUGAAAGGAGAUGCCAUGUCCCCUGAUGACACCACCCAGAGGUAACAUGUACAAAUUAAAAAGUAAUGGUCCUAAAAUUGAUCCUUGUGGCACCCCACUGGUAACCUCGUGGUGUGUAGAAGAGUGGUUAUUGAUUGAAACAAAGAAUCUUGCCAACCCAAAGUCUGAUUUCUUGUUCAUUUGUGCAUAUUAAUUUUCUCAAGUUAUUGCUAGAAAAGCUGCAUGUUUGAACGUGGACGACUCAUAUAUGUUAUUUUGUUGUGUAGGAAAUGUCAGUGGUCUGGACAGUGAAGGCGGUCAGCCUGGGUUUGGUAACCUUUUCCCUCAGUGUGGAGCUCCUCUGCUGGCUCCGCCGUCGCCUCAGGCCUAGAAAGACCAUCAAUGAGGUUCUGUUCUUCCCCUCAGAGAUGGCCUGUGUGGAGCACAUCUUCAAUCCCACUUCACGAUUGUGAGUUGAGUUGAACAGUUGAUGUGUUGGUUAAAAGGCUGCUCACUGUUGUUAUAAUGGCCAACGAAGCCAAAACUUCACAGAAAGAAGUACUUUCAGGACAUUUAUAUAUUUUUUAAUUGAUAUUUAUUUGUUCUAUCUUCAUUUAUUCUAGUUAGCCUAGGUUUUUUUAGGUCUGUGUUUUAUUCAUAUUUUAGUUUUUACUUGUUUUUAUCCUUUCAUCAUUUUUACGCCCCCCAGUGUAUCCUCUGAGGGAGCCCUCGGCACCGGGAGCAGUGGUCGCUUGUGGUUGCAGGGGCCGGCCACGGGGUUCCUGGCGGAAGUUGUUGUCUGACACAUCCCUCCACUGGCCCUGUGUCGGUGUCCUGUGGCUGCGGGUGGCUCUCUGCUCUUGGUGCUGACGGCUCCUCUGAUGGCGCCUUCUCAACUGGUUCAUCAGCACUCAGCCUCAUGCCCAUUCUCUUAAUGUGUGUAUGUGCGGGUGGGGGUGGGGGUUAGGGGGGCAUCUGGGAUAGUUUUUUGUUUUUGUUUUUAACUUGACUGUAAAGCACUUUGAGUCACAUUCCUGUAGGAAAAGGGCUUUAUAAAUAAAGUUUGAUUGAUUGAUUGAUUGAAAGACACUUUUCUUUUAUUACCUAAGUGUUGUUUGUUUUACUGAAUGAACCUCUGCCUUGGGUGUUGACCUAGGAAAAAAUCUAGAUAUGUACAAAAGCACUGGGGCUUUUCCUACUUUUGCCAGAAUAAGAAGUGUCUAAUGAGGACCAAACUGCAUUUGGCAACAAAUAGGGGCGUUUUGUCCCAAUCCUUACCGCACUAAUAAACCAAAAACGAAAAAUGGCCUGUCAUAAAUACUUCAUGGUUGGUGAAAGUGUUUGCAGAAUGCUUUUGCAAAACACCCAAUGCAGAAAUAAGUUAAUAAGAAAUGAUUUUAUCAUGUAGUUUGUCCAGCAGAGUGCUUUCCAUUUAGGUACGUUAAAAUUGUUGAGGCAUUGUUUGCAGUACAUUAGCAGAGCAUAACAGCCAUAUUUGUUGGCUUUAAGCUGUAAUAAUGUUCAAAUGCUAAAACUCUCCUUCACAGUUUAAGGAAGCAGCUCAAGGUUCAUAGACAUUUUGGUUUGGGCAUGUUACACAUUCAAGAAAUAAGAGUUUCUACCCCUCUAAAAGUGUACCAUGUUGGCCCUAUCUGUGUUUAUUUCUUCCUUGUGUGGUACCCUAAAAUAAGUAUUAGAAUAUGUCUAAAAAUCCCCAAUACCCUAAUUACCAGCUGUGAUUUUUGUCAUGUGUUUGAUGAUUGAUAUGAUGAUAGUUUGUUUAGGGAACCCUUCUGAUGAUACCACACUCUUUUCCCUCUUUGUUUUACAGUACCUGUCUGUGCCAGUUGCCACAUGGUGUAGAGACCUCUUUCUCCCGUCUCCUCAGCCACAUCCUGUCUGCUUCUUCCUCUUUGGACUUGUGUAUUUUUGCCUUCUCCAACAUGGACCUGAGCAGGGCUGUACUGGCACUGAAAAGCAAGGGUGUUAUCAUCCGAGUCCUCACUGACAAGGACUAUGCUGCCAUCAAGGGAUCCCAGACAGGAGUACUACGUAAGGCCGGUGAGAGAAAAUGAUUUUCAUUUGCAAAUAGUCAAGAGGGAUUUCUUUAGACUUUCAAACAGUGCACUAAAAUUAUGCAAAGAACAUCCACAAAUACAGGCUCAGGAGGUAGAUUUUUAAAAAAAGCCACACCAGCCCUCAGGGUAGAGCUAGUAUACAGGAAAUAUGACACAGAUCUUACCCAAAAAGGUGCUCUCGAAUCUCAGUGUCAUUAUCAGUGAACUCGACAGUGUUACUCAGUGGUGAAUGGAGAGCUAAAAGGAAUUGUCUGUAUGAAUGGAGCCUGCCCAGACAAGCGCUCUUACAAGUCAGAGUAAUCAUGCUCUGAAAGCUCGGAGAGAUUUUGUCACGUGUCAGACUCACUCGCACCGUCUCCCUCUCCCCCUUCGCCCUCUCCAUCUAAUGAAUUACUGCCAGUGCAUAUGGUUAAGUAAGAAUUAAGUAAGUAAGAAAUUGGCAACCAGGCAGUGAAUUUCAUUAAGCAAAGUGUUUCUGAGUGUGAGUGUUUACUGCAGACCUCAUGAGAACCACUUUGGCACUAGAGACAAUCAACUUUUCUCCUCAAAAAGCUGAAUCUGAUUGGCACCUCAGCGCACUGCUAUGGCUUGGCGUGCUGUCAUUGUUUGCUUUGAUACUCAGAGUUGGAUUAUAAAACAUCUCAAUUAUAAAAGCAAGGCUGAUUGAUGCACGCAGGCUCUGAAAUUGCAGGGAAAGUGGUCUUAAAGGGACAUCUUCUGGACUGUAGGUGUCAUGGAGGCAAAACUACAAAUCCAAACAGAAUGUGAUUGGCUUUGGCUUCUGACUGAAAGUCGUCUGCUGCACCCAAACUGAACGGUCAAUUGAGGCUGCACAACAUAAAAAAACAACAACAACAACAAAAAAUGAUAUUGCAUGUAGGAGCCAUAAUGUUGCUUUGCUUAUCAGUUAUAAGCUGCCAUUGGUUUCGCUGGAUUGGGUCCCGUGGGCACUGUGUUUGAAAGCCGGUAGUUUAUAUAAGGGGCGGUCUUACCUGUACUGGGGUGGAGAGGUGAGCCUAGGUAGUCGUGAUUUUUGUUGGCUGCGCUUUAUGUUUUUUUGUUUUGCAAUGAUACACGUUGCAAAGUGUACACAUAUUCUAUCUGAUAUGUGCAUGUAGAAGCGUUUUUUUCUGAUAUUAAAGCUCCGAAAACUUCCAUGAACUGUGGCAGCGUGUCAAGCAAAUAAACAGGACCUAUCCUCUGCCUCAAGCGACUUUUUUAAAGGUACUAGGAAAGCCGGAAUAUUGCAUUUUUUAUAUAUAUUGCACUACAAAAGAUGACAGGAAUUCACACUAGAAAGUACAGUAUAUUUUAAGUACUAAAAAAAAAGAUAUUUUCAGUAAUUCAGGUCCGAUCGUUACCAUUUGGAUCUUUCAAAUAAAAUGCCCAUCCUACAUCUAGUGUAUCACACUGUGUCCAGCCCUCUGGCACCAACUGUGAGAAUUGCAGUGACAAGAGAGGGAGACAGAGCAAAGUUGCAGCGACACACUACUUCAUAAUCUUUUGAGUACUUAUAAAUCCUAUUGAGUUACUUGAAGUUAUCAAGAAUAGUUGUCAGUGUUUAAGAGUAUGUUCAAUCUGCGCCAUAAGCCCCAUGAUGGUAACUUAAUUACCAGGAACUCUGUCUUUUUCUUACAUCACUGUAUAAAACAUAUACACAUGUGGGAUGGAAAUGCUUGAAGUAAACACUCUGUGGUCCUGUGGGGUUAGCAAACCAUGUGUGAGUUCACAACAAGCUGUUUGUGACAGUGUCAGUGUUGUGGUCAUGUGACACACAGACAUAAACGCACAACUCUGUGUGUGUUCAAGUGAGGGGCUGCAAUAAAGUGAUUUCAAACAGACGCUUAUUAGUCCGGGAGAACAAGGAAGUGGUGACAGCAAGAUGUAUUUCUGGUCAGAUGACUGGCAUCACACAUUUUGCGACGUGACUAUUGUGCAUGUGCACAUCACAGUUGUGAUGUUCAAAUAUUAUUUUGUUCAGCCCCCUUGUAAAUGAUUUUCAGAUAUAUCUAAUCAUGUUUAUCGGGUUAUCCAGUACUUGUUAAAAAAACUUCAAAUUGUCCUGUUUCUUUGACGAUAUUUACAGCCCUGUGUCACAAAGUCAACAUCUGAUAUGAUCGACAUAUCUCUGGAGAAUUGACUGUUUUUGUCUCCACCUCUUCUGUCCUCAGGAAUCUGCGUGCGUUGUAACGUGGGCUCUGUGUACAUGCAUCACAAGUUCGCAGUGGUGGAUGGCCGGCUGCUCAUCACCGGCUCUCUCAACUGGACGCUGACAGCUGUGCAGGCCAACAUGGAGAACAUCAUCGUCACUGAGGAGCCAGACCUACUGCGACCAUUCAUGGAGGAGUUCAACAGGUUGUGGGUUGUAUAUGAUCCGGCCCAAUACCAUUGUUCAAGUGAUCAAAGACCUUCUCACAACUCGAGUUUAUGACUGACAAACUGUAAUCAGUAAGUCAGAAUAGUUAAACUUGGAAGGAGAAUGUCAUUCAAAUCAGUUCAAAGAUUUCAGCCACAAAAUGUUUAUAAUUUUCUUGACUGAGUGGUAGUUUUACUGCUCAUUAAAGUAGGUGAUUCAUGGCUGGAAUUUGAAACACUAUUAAAUAAGUAGGCAAAAACUAAAGCCUUACUUUGCAUAGUUUGAGCUCUCAGGCUUAGUUCCAGUUUAAUUCUUUUCUUUUCUUACACAACAGUCGGCAAUUUUUCUGUUGGGCACGGUUCAAAGAUAAGAUCACUUUCCCAUUCAUAGAUUCUUUGUUCCAAAAAAAAGUACUUCAGUUUGUGUUUUACCCUUUUUUAAAUUAAAGUUUGUCUUUUUAAA